This is a messenger RNA of Melospiza melodia melodia, 2611 nucleotides long. RefSeq names its product nudix hydrolase 14 (gene NUDT14). Bases 82 to 750 code for a protein of 222 amino acids. The record is from RefSeq and is a predicted model, not a curated record. Gene Ontology annotation, biological process: ribose phosphate metabolic process; nucleoside phosphate metabolic process. NCBI's taxonomy places the organism in Eukaryota, Metazoa, Chordata, Aves, Passeriformes, Passerellidae. Gene Ontology annotation, molecular function: UDP-sugar diphosphatase activity; metal ion binding. The transcript is spliced from 5 exons.
UCCGCCGGCGGCUGCGCGCGCCUCUCCCCUUCCUCCUCGUCCUCCUCCUCUCCCGCCGCUGCCGCUGCCCCCGCGGCAGGGAUGGAGGCCAUCGAGGAGCUGGCGGUCCAGCCCUGCACCUCCUCCCUCUACCUGCGGCCUUUCCGCCUCUCUUACCGGCAGAAUGGCACAAAGAAGUUCUGGGAUUUUAUGAGGACACAUGACAGUGUGUCAAUCCUGAUCUUUAAUACUUCUCGGCAGUGCUUUGUUGUGGUGAAGCAGUUCCGCCCAGCUGUUUACAUGUGUGAAAUAGAAAGGCAUCAGCCUCAAGUGUUUGAGAAUCAGGACAAGGAGAGUUUCCCUUCCCUGGAAAAUCCCUUACCUGCUGUGGUUGGAGUGACCUAUGAACUCUGUGCUGGCAUUGUGGACAAGCCAGGCCUUUCUUUAGAAGAAAUUGCUUGUGAGGAAGUUUUGGAAGAGUGUGGCUAUCGUGUUUCCACUGCAGACCUCAGGAGGAUCACUUCUUACAGGUCUGGAGUUGGUGUGACAGGUUCUAGGCAGACUUUGUUUUAUGCAGAAGUAAAUGACCAGAUGAGAACCAGUGGAGGAGGUGGCCAGCCUGAAGAAGGAGAGCUGAUAGAAGUUGUGGAAAUUCCUUUAGGAGAAUCCAUGAAGUUUGCUUAUGAUGAGACUUUCCCGAAGACAAUGGGUGUCAUCUUCAGCUUCAUGUGGUUCCACAACAACAUAGCACCUAAACUACCCAAAAAGUAAAGCACCAUGAUUUUAAGGAAGGCUUUUCUGCUGGUGCUGUGCCUGCAGAAAGCUGCAAAUCUGCCUGCCUCAAUCAACUCAACUUCUCACAGGACAAAGUUUUCUUUAAAUAAACUUAGAAGUAUAAUCUGAAUUAAAAUCUUCACACAAUUUCCAUUAUUAGCAAAACACUAACUGGAAUCGCUGGGGCCAGGAUUUGCCUUGGAGAGGCAAAUGUUGAUUUUUGUGCAGUGAAAAACCAAAUGUUGAUUUUUGUGCAGUUAAUUGAAUGUGUCCAGAUCUCCUUUCUCACAGCACUGUUUUGAGGAGCUGCCCAAGCCCUCAGCACAGCUGCCCCAGGAGCCUCUCACCGUGUCUGUACAUACUGGCAAUAUGUUUUCAUUGUCAGUUUUGAUAUUUUUUUUGAAGAAAGCAGCAAACCUUAAUAGUCACAGGUACCUUAACAAGGUUCCUGAGUUCAGCACAGCUUUCAGGGAGCAGCUUUCUCUGUGUGUGUGGCUCCUGUGCAGAGGAGGCCUUUGCAUUUCUGAACAUGCAAACCUUUAUUUCAUAAGCAAACAGUAAAUCUGGAAAUCCUGCUAACGUGUCACUCUGACAGUGCAGCAGCUGUAAGGGGAUGUGCUCCUGUUUGUUCCCAUCACAAUGCUGGGCAGCAGUGAUGGUGAUGGAGGGGUGAAGGAUGGGGGCUUCUGCUGGAACACAUGCUGCUUUGUUUGCUUUAUGGGCAAUAGUUGAUAAAUCAGAUCAAACUUUGUCCCCUAGAGCAGGACCAGAGAGGCCGAAUUCUUUUAAUUUGACAAUGAGGUGAUUACCACAAGGGAUUGCUCUGAGGUUGCUGUGGUCUCAAUUUCCUUACCACCAAAUGGGAGGAAUGGGACUUACCCCUCAGAUAACACUUCUUGGAAUCUAAUGAUUGGAAGUGCUUUAUUGUGAUUUUAUCAUCAUUUGUGCAGUUUACAUGAAAGCCUGUGCAACCUGCACAGACAUCCUGAGGAAUGGCUUUUUAAAUCAACAUCUUGAUUUAAUAAUUCGAUUUAAUUUGAUUUAAUAAAGUGGUCUAAUUAGAACAUAUAGUACUUGUUCUAUCAGUGCAGUUUGGAUGUGGAGUGUUUGUCAUGUGAAACUGUUAAGAGCAUGAAUGAAACAGAAUGAAGUCUGGCAAUUUAAUUAUGCACUGGGUUAUGUUAUUCACUGACUUAAUCAACAUGCCCACAUUAUAAAUGCCUCCAGGAGUACUGAGGUGCUAAGUGUGUUUAGAAGAGAACUGCAAAUAUGCAAACUCGAACUUAACAGCUGAAAUAAAUGCAGCAGAGGUGUCUGAUGGUGUCCAGUGGCUGAUUUUAAAUCACUGCUUAUCUCAAUAGAUGUAUAAAUAUAAAAGUUUUUUUUUAAAAAAGGGCAUUUAGAAUUGCUGCUUGCUGGUUGUCCUCCUGAUAGGGAGGAAAGGUCCUUGGAAAGCCACUGAAGAAGAAGCAGCCUCUGCCUGUGGAGUCAGGCUAUUUGUGGAAGUUCAGACACAGCUGUGUUGAGCUGGGCCUGGUCCAUGGUGAGUCAAGGGCUGAGUUAUUGUGAGAAGCAAAUAAAUUCUGUCUGUCUGAUGUAUUUACACUGGAAGGUGUUUCAAGGUGGGGUCUCCACUGCUCUGUCUAGUACAGUGUGUCCUGAUUGCUGCUGAGGCCUUUAUGAACUGCUACAGUCCAUAGAAUAAAUAAUGCCUUUUAUUCCAGGCUGUAAUAACCAAAGUUUCUGUUUUAUUCCACCAAAAUUGCUGGUCACACAGUAGCUUGUGUGCAUACAUGUCAAAAGUCUUUUUUCUGUAUAAUGCAGAAAUUGGGAAAAAUAAAAUAUUUUGCCCCUCUAA